AGAGUCAUCGAGAACUGCUAGAUUUACCACGUCGUUUUGGUUUCUUAUGUUGAAAUGGAGGUGAUGGACGGCCCUCUGAAUCGUGCUCACCAGUGCGGCAGGAAGGCUGAUCGGUUACUGGCGCAAGAGAAAUACGAGGAAGCAAUGGCGUGCCAUGGAGAGGCAGCAGAUCUUCUGUGGAAAGCUUUACAGAUAACACAGUGUGAACAGGUUCAGUUGUCACUGGAGCUUCAGAGAGUCAGGCAUGUUCAGCAGCAGAGGCAGAUCCAGGAGAGCCUAAGGCGGGCUAGACUCUCAGGAAAGCCUGUGGUCAACCCUCUGAAGCCUGCCACUUCACUGCCACCAACCCCCCCUCCUAAAACCAUAUCUCAUCCUCCUGCUUCACCUCCCGUUAGGCCUCCCAUGGGCUCCAAGGCGGUGAAAGACGACAAAACUCGCCUGGAAGAACAGAGCACCGCCAUUGCUGACCUGAGAAAGCUUGUUGUUCUUCUGCUAGUGGAGAACGAACAUCUCUUGGCAGAAAACGUGCGGCUAAAGCUGGAAAAUGCGCAUCUGAGGAGAGAGCCCUAUGUGGAUCAGCAGAGCCCACACUUGACCCUUCUGCCACAGGAGACUGAGCCCGUUCAGAACCUCUCAGUGCCACCACUACCGCUGCUCCACCUGCCCCCAGAGCUCCAGGUUGAGAUCCAGGAGCUAUGGGAUAGAGAAUAG
Molecule: messenger RNA, 711 nt
Organism: Chanos chanos (milkfish)
Lineage: Eukaryota; Metazoa; Chordata; Actinopteri; Gonorynchiformes; Chanidae
Gene: nrbf2a
Product: nuclear receptor binding factor 2a
Exons: 4
Coding region: 55-711 (218 amino acids)
Biological process (GO): autophagy
Source: RefSeq, a predicted model, not a curated record